UGCUCUCUCAACCACAAGCCUCACAACAUCAGCAGCCUUUUCUUCACUCCUGCUCCGCUAAAUCUAAACAUGUCCUGGACUCAACCUGCUCUUCUCACCUGUCUGCUUGUUUUGUUCGCCAUCACCUUAUUCGAAGGAGCCGACGGUGCUGUAUCUGAUAAGAAGGAUGCUGUCAAUCCUCAAGGUGCACUGAGGAAGAUCUUCAUGCCAGAAGCAGACGCCGCCAGCUUCUUCAAACGGAGGGGCAGGAGAGCUGUGAAAACCCAAGAUGAGAUAAACGCUGAACAGAGACAGAGACUGGCCGCAGAUGAGAGAAGAAGGGAGUAUCACGAGGAACAGAGGAAUAAAUAUGAGAAUUACGCUGAAGAAGAAAAUGACGAGCAAGACGAGCGCACCAGAGAGAAGACCGAGCAGUGGAGAGAGUUUCACUAUGACGGUCUGGACCCGUCAUACGAAUAUAACCGACACACCAUCUAAAACAGCAGGAAAACUACAUCUAGAACAGCGGGAAAACUACAAAAACACGGGUAGAGAGCUUAAUAGUAGUCUAUAUACUUCACAGCAUAUUUCUGUGAAGGUUUUUAAUGUACAAUGUGCACAUGCAAGCAGAAAAUAUCAAUAAUAUAAUCAUGCAUGAAAAACAUGUAAUCGUUGUAUCAUAGUUCUU
Messenger RNA from Danio aesculapii, 667 nucleotides. It is a transcript of the gene ucmab, whose product is annotated as upper zone of growth plate and cartilage matrix associated b. Gene Ontology annotation, biological process: regulation of osteoblast differentiation; embryonic skeletal system development. Gene Ontology annotation, cellular component: extracellular matrix. Lineage: Eukaryota; Metazoa; Chordata; Actinopteri; Cypriniformes; Danionidae. Bases 70 to 477 code for a protein of 135 amino acids. The transcript has 5 exons. The record is from RefSeq and is a predicted model, not a curated record.